Messenger RNA from Manduca sexta (tobacco hornworm), 3188 nucleotides. RefSeq lists its product as uncharacterized. The transcript is spliced from 11 exons. Lineage: Eukaryota; Metazoa; Arthropoda; Insecta; Lepidoptera; Sphingidae. Gene Ontology annotation, molecular function: protein binding. The coding region runs from base 147 to 3179 and encodes 1010 amino acids. The record is from RefSeq and is a predicted model, not a curated record.
AUCAAAAUGGCCGAUCAAACGUCAAACUAAAGCAAAUGCAAGCUGCUGUUAUUUUUCUAUUAUAAAACACAUGCUAACUAAUUCCUAGUAUCUAUGUACUUAAAAGCAAUAAAAUUUGAGAAUUCGUAAGAAGAGUGCGUGUUCAAAUGAAUAAAUUAAACCCGUUAGCUGGUUUAGUCGGCUAUGGAGAUUCCGACGACGACUCCGACGAUGGGGCGCCGAGUUCUGUUCGAAUGCCUAACGCUAACAUGGCUGUUGCUCACGGGGCAUAUCCAGAGCUGCCGUUGCACCCCCCAGGAGUACAUCCAGCACCUAUAUCACACUGUCCCUGGUCAGCAUGUUAUGAUGAGAGUAGUGGUUUUACAUACUACUGGAACCAACUCACCAACGCUGUGACGUGGGAAGCACCACCGGAAUACCUACUUGCCCUGAAAUUGGCACAGCAGCAGUUGCAUGCACAAGGAACUUCAGAAGUGUCAGCAGAAGAAUGGCAACUGUACCAACAAGUCUUAGCUGAGAAACAAGGGACCCAAGGCAAGGUGCCUGUGAAACCAGGUGCCAAAGUAAAGACAACUCAGAAAUCACCAGCUGAAAAGACUAAUGACAAGAAACGUAAAUUAAGUGAAGUGGAGGAAGAGAAAAUAGAACUAAUCACAUCAUAUCACAAUUCGGACUCGGAAUCUAAUGACGAACCUGAUAGUCCUGUGAAGACUGCACCACCGCCACCUGCAAAGGUAUCCAAAACUGCCAAAAAGCCAAAGUCAAAACCUGUAAUGCAAUAUGGGCCAGCGUUACCUCCAGAUCAAAAUUACACUACUCCCAUAGGCCCUGAAAUGCCACAAGAAUUGCAUGAAGUUAAAGAAAAAUCACCAUUACCCCCUGAAAGUAAAACAGAAAAUGCUGUACCCAAACUUGAGGAAAACAGCUCUACUAUUAUAGUAGAUAAUGAAGACAGUCAAGACGAAAGUGCGUUAUUAACGAAAUUAAAAGAUAAAGCUCAAUUGUUAGAAAGGUUGGGAGGGGAAAUACCUUCUGAACUCCAUAAAAUAAUAUAUGACGACUAUCAGUCAUCAAAUAAGUCAAAAGAAAGCUUAGAUGCUAUAGAUAAUAUUGAUGAUUUAUUGAAUGAAAUAGAAAAGAAAGAACUUCCAAAGAUCAAAGCUAAGAAAAGUGAUAAAUACAUUGAUGUUGAUGCAAAAUCACCAAAAAGCAGGGAAGUCACUCCACCCACCGAAGCCAAACCAUUGUUCCCAAGUGUUCAGAAUAUUAGUGAAGUGAACAUACCACAUGUGAAUGAUGAUGAUCAGAAAUCAACAGAUAAGAGUGAAAUAAUUAAUGUAUCAGAGAAAAAAGGAGCCAAUCUAUACCUAAUGAACACAGAUGUAACUAUGGAAAAUACACAAAGGAAGAAACUCAGAAUUUCAAACUCGGUAUUGCCAGAGCGCAUGAGGAACGAAAGUCCUGUAUACACGACAAAAUACGCGCAAAGCAUCGACGGGUUUACCAGCGAGAGAACUGGGUUAGGUUUUAAUAAAGAGGACCAAGAUGAUGAAAGUCCAAAGAAUACGACGUCGCACGGAAAUACGAUAUCAUAUGGGAAUGGUCUGACUUUUACUAAAGGAGAGACUUUGAAUGAAGAGAAAAGAGAUGAGGAUUUAGAUGAUUUGACUGAGUUGGUCGAGGCUAAGCUGAAGUACUUGAACCAGCUGCAGCCAUGCAUCCUUACUCCGGUGCAAGAGAUGCUCAUACAGAUGCAGACGCUGGCGGGCGCAUACCGCGCGGGCGCGCUGUGCGGGCGCUGGUGGCGGCGCCGGGCGCAGGGCGCGGCGCGCGCGCUGCGCCACCACGAGGCCGCCGCCGCGCCGCCCGGCUGGACCCUCGCCUUCCAGAGGUACGACCCCCACCGACCACCCGACACCACGUCGCAUGACGUCUCACCACCUCCCUCCGCGUGCGGCCGCGUCUCCACCUUCCCGACAGACUACGCGUACUGUGUCGACAGCUCUCCCGAUGCCGACUACUCGCAGAGUGUCUUUAUACUUCGUAACACAAUAUUUGUGUGUCUAAAUUUUAUAUCCACUGUGAUUUUCCUCAGCAGUAUAUUAUUUAAUUCGAUAAAUUAUAUCAUUCUCCAUUGUUACUUAAAAAUCGAAUUAACAUCACUAUACAAAUAUCUCAUUAAUAUUACAAAUCACAUAUUAUGUCAAAAACUAGGCAUAGUUUUAAGAAGUGAUAUCAAGAAAGAAGAGGUCGGAGACACAGUGUGGUCGUCGCGCCGGGGACUUGAAAGAAAUCAUUUCAUUUCAAUUAAAUUCAUGUUUUUUUUAUUACAACACAACAACAUAAUAUCAAAUAUACCAGUUAUAAGACUAUUUUCAAAAUAUAAGCUUAAGAUGACUUCCGCCGUGAAAUUUCAGGACAUACGCUUUUCAUCUCCACUACCUGUGUAUUGUCAAUGUGUGUUUGUGCUGCACAGGUCCGAGGGACGGUACCAGUACCGGCGCGAGUCGGACGGGCUGGUGCAGUGGGAGUACCCGGCCGUGGCGGACACUGACAUGGACAUAUGCACCACGCCGCCGCAUCCUGGCAUCGACGGGAAGGAGGAGGCGCCGCCGCUGCCGUGCUCGCCGGCGCACCUGGCGCCGCCCCCGCCGCCGCCGCCCGCGCCCCCGCGCCGGCCGCGCCCCGCGCCGUCGCUGGCGCCGCCCCCGCCGCCCGCGCCCCCGUCGUGGCGCGCGCAGACGCCGCCGCCGCCGGCGUGGUCGGACCCGCCGCCGCCCGGCUGCGACGACCUGCCGCCUUUGCCCACGGAAAGCAAACGCGAAAUAAGUGACGAGCUGAUGUCAUUCUACAACGACAUCGCUGAACUAGAGAAGACCACUUCAGAACCACCCACAGCGUCUAACUCGCGAGAACCAACUCCGCCGUCAAUAGAACACAAAGAAAAAGAUAAAGACAGAGAGAAGGAGCGGGAGAAAGAAAAGAAGAGAGAAAGAGACAGGCUGAAAGAGAAAGAGAGAGAUAGAGAGAAGGACAGAGACAGAAAAGACAAGGAGUCUAAAGUGUCUAAGAAAAAAUCGAAGGUUAAAAUUUCAACAUCAAUGGGUUUGAAACACAAGUCCGUGUCGAGUCUAGUGGCGAAGUGGCAACAGGUCGCAGAAGAAAUUAAUUCUGACUAGUAAAUUUAU